AUGGCUUCAUUUUUCAAUUCAAAAUUUUGCGAAAAUUUUCCCCUAAUCUUAAAUAAUAAUGAUAAUCAUUAUGAUACUCUUAUUCAAGUCGGUGCUCUUUCAUCCUCUUGGGCUAAAAAAGAAAAUGGUAUGAUUAUUUUUAAUAAACCAAAUAUUACUCCAAAUAUAUUUGACAUAAUUUUGAGAUAUAUUUACACAGGUAAAAUGGAUCUGAUAGAGCAACUGAGUGAUAUUCUUAAGCUUUCAAUCGCAUCUGAUGAGCUACUUCUUGAAGAAUUAUUUGAAUAUUUACGAGAUUACUUAACUGAACAACGACAUAAUUGGAUUCUUAGAGUUCUUAUUCUUGUCUUUAAUACUACAGAUAUGCAACAAACUCCCGGUUUGGGAAGAUUGAAUUGUGACAGAAACAAAUGGAAUAAUGAGGAUUAUGAAGCAUUAAAGGAAACGUUAGACGAAUUUAUUCCUCUUAUUCGAUUUACGAAUAUUAUUACUGAUGAUUUUAAUGAUAAAAUCGAACCAUAUAAGGAUAUAAUUCCCAACCAAAUUUAUAAAGAAAUUGAAGAAUUUUAUAAUAAAGGUACUAUACCAAAAAUAAUAUUACCACCUAGAAUAGAAAAAUUCGAUUCAAAGAUUAUCAAACCAAAACUCGCAAAAAUAAUUCUUAAAUGGAUAAAUAAAGAAGAUUUGUGGAUUUCACGUUAUAAAUUUAAUACAAUUUAUCGUGGUAGUAUUGAUGGCAUUAACAACAAAUCAUUUAAAAAUAAAUGUAAAGGUCAAGUAGAAAGUUUAGUUUUGAUUAAAGUUAAUUAUUCAAAUAAAAUAUUUGGCGGAUAUAGAUCUAUUGGAUUUAAUUCAAUUGAGGAUAGUCUUUUACAUUUUCCUCUAAUCCUAAAUAAUGAUGAUAAUUAUGAUACUAUUAUUCAAGUUGGUGAAAACGAAGAUAUAAAAGAAUUUCGUGCACAUUCAGUAAUUUUACGUGCUCGUUCUCCUUAUUUCGAAGGUGCUCUUUCAUCCUCUUGGGCUAAAAAAAAAAAUGAUAUGAUCAUUUUUAAUAAACCAAACAUUGCUCCAAAUAUUUUUGACAUAAUUUUAAGAUAUAUUUAUACAGGUAAAAUGAAUCGGAUAGAGAAACUGAGUGAUAUUCUUAAGCUUUUAAUCGCAUCUGAUGAAUUGCUUCUUGAAGAAUUAUGUGAUUAUUUACGAGAAUACUUAACUAAAGAACGAUAUAAUUGGAUUCAUAAAGAUUUAGUUCUUGUCUUUUAUACUGUACGUAAACUUGCAAAUUGCGAGUUUCUACAAAAUUAUUGUUUUGAAACCAUUUAUUUCGACCCAGAGUUAAUAAUUACUUCAUUUAGCUUUCCCUCAUUAGACAAAGAUAUGUAUUAUGACCUACUUGAACGAGAAGACUUAUUAAUUAAAGAAAUUGUUGCUUGGGAUUACUUAAUUAUAUGGGGUAUAGAACAAACUUCUGGUUUGAGAAGUUUGAAUUGUGACAGAAACAAAUGGAAUAAUGAGGAUUAUGAAGCAUUAAAGGAAACGUUGAAUGAAUUUAUUCCUCUUAUUCGAUUUACGAAUAUUACUUUUGAUGACUUUAAUGAUAAAGUCAGACCAUAUAAGAAUAUAAUUCCUAAUCAAAUUUAUAAAGAAAUUGAAGAAUUUUAUGAUAAAGGUAUUAUACCAAAAAUAAUAUUACCACCUAGAAAAAUAGAAAAAUUUGAUUCAAAGAUUAUCAAAUCUAGACUUAUAAGAAGAAUUAUUGAAUGGAUUAAUAUAGAAGAUUUCUGGAUUUCAAAUUACAAUUUAAAUCUUAUUUAUCGUGGUAGUAUUGAUGGUAUUAGUAAUAAAUCAUUUAAAAAUAAAUGCAAAGGUCAAGUAAAAAUUUUAGUUUUGAUUAAAGUUAAUUAUUCAAAUAAAAUAUUUGGUGGAUAUAGUUCUAUUGGAUUUAAUUCAAUUGAGAAUAGUCUUUUACGUAUUUAUGAAGAUAAUCACCGAUUUUACCAUUCAUCAAAUAACUUUAUUUUUUCAUUAGAAAAUGAUGAAGAUACUCAAAAUAUGAAAAUAAGUCGUGUGAUAAAUUAUGAUAAAGCUAUAUACGAUCAUCCUCACAAUGGAUUUAAUUUUGGUUAUAAUGCAUUUUUUAUGACAGAAAAUCAUUGUAUAAUUAAUAAUUAUAGUUGUAAUUAUGAAAAUAAUAUAAGAACAGAUACAAUUUAUAGUAUUGAAGAAAUCGAAACAUUUAUUAUAGCUGAAUAA
Molecule: messenger RNA, 2253 nt
Organism: Rhizophagus irregularis DAOM 181602=DAOM 197198
Lineage: Eukaryota; Fungi; Glomeromycota; Glomeromycetes; Glomerales; Glomeraceae
Source: RefSeq, a predicted model, not a curated record